AGUGCAAGUGUAGUAUUUGCUGGCACGGGGACAAAAAACCAACGUGGUGAACCUAUCUUUCUUUAAAGCUUUACAUUCCUCCCGUUGUCUGCUUAGAGGAAACUAGACGUGGUGUUUUUCGAUGCGAGGUAAUAUAUAAAGUCAUUUCAGGCGUGUAUCUACGGUGUCGUGUUAAGGUCACUCGCUGGCUGCCUGAAUUCCCCUCUUUGUGUUUACACAUCCGGGUUUCCCUGUUUGCAGCCCAUUCCCCAUUUAGAAGCCAUUUUGGACACAGAUCAGUAACAUGCAUGUAAACCCCGACCGACCUCCCGAUGCAGCGGUGCUACUAUCCAACUGAAUAACCUCAAAAAGAGCGCCGAGGUUUCGUCUACGGUGGUUUCGCGGCGUCCCAUUCGGUUUCUGGAUUCACUUCGGACGCGAUAUGCCGCACCUUGUCCUGGACUGAGAGUCUGGCAGUCAAUUAAUCGCUCCUAUCUUUCUUGCAACAUUGUUGCAGCGACGCGGCUAUUGACACGCGCUGUGGUGGAGCUACUGCUGCUGCUGCUGCUGGUGGUGGUGGAGGUGGUUAGGCUGCCGGGGGACCGGAGGCCUGUGGUCGUUUUGAUCCCGGACUGAUGUUUUGGACAACCUGAGUUUUAAUGUUCGCGACGGAAAGUGGGGGAAAUCUCUGUCCUGUAUUUAAAACGGAACAUGUCUUUUUCAUGGCUGACUUGUUCACUUCUUCUGGGAACUUUAUGCGCAGGGUACAGCCUGGGCGAAGCAGAGACCCGGGAGUGUGUGUACUACAAUGAUAACUGGCGUACGGAGAGGACCAACCAGAGCGGCUUCGAGCGCUGCGAGGGGGAGAAGGACAAGCGACUGCACUGUUAUGCCUCCUGGCUCAACUCCUCAGGGACCAUCAAGCUGGUGAAGAAAGGCUGCUGGCUGGACGACUUCAACUGCUAUGACAGGCAAGAGUGCGUCUCCAUGGAGGAAAACCCUCAGGUCUUCUUCUGCUGCUGCGAGGGCAACUACUGCAAUGAACGAUUCACCCACCUUCCUGACAUGAUUGGCAGUGGCAACCGAGUGAAAAUCCGGCCUCCACCUCGAGUGCCGUCCCUGCUCAACGUGCUGGUGUACUCGCUGCUGCCUCUCUGCGUGCUGUCCCUGGCCCUCGUUUUGGCCUUGUGGAUGUACCGCCACCGCAAACCUCCGUACGGCCACGUAGACCUGAGCGAGGACCCUGGGCCAGCUCCUCCAUCCCCCUUGGUGGGUCUCAAACCUCUGCAGCUGCUGGAAAUCAAAGCUAGGGGGCGCUUUGGUUGUGUUUGGAAGGCCCAGCUGAUGAGCGAAUAUGUGGCAGUGAAGAUUUUCCCCAUUCAGGAUAAGCAGUCGUGGCAGAACGAGCGGGACAUUUUCAUCACUCCAGGGAUGCGACAUGAAAACCUCCUGCGUUACAUCGCUGCAGAAAAACAUGGAUCCAACCUGGAAACAGAGCUGUGGCUGAUCACAGAGUUUCAUGAGAGGGGCUCAUUGACGGACCAUCUGAAGGGUAACACUGUGUCCUGGAGUGAGCUGUGUCACAUGGCAGAGACCAUGUCCCGCGGCCUGGCCUACCUCCAUGAGGACAUUCCCAGCUACAAGGGAGAGGGACCCAAACCCACCAUUGCACACAGGGACUUCAAGAGUAAGAAUGUGAUGCUACGCGAUGAUUUGACUGCAAUCAUUGGAGACUUUGGGCUCGCUGUACGAUUUGAACCAGGAAAACCUCCAGGAGACACUCAUGGACAGGUGGGUACGAGGCGCUACAUGGCUCCAGAGGUGCUGGAAGGAGCCAUCAACUUCCAGAGAGACUCCUUCCUGAGGAUAGACAUGUACGCUAUGGGCCUUGUGCUGUGGGAGCUGGUGUCCCGCUGCACAGAGACAGACGGUACAGUUGGCGAGUACAUGCUGCCGUUCGAGGAGGAAAUAGGCCAGCAUCCCUCCCUGGAGGAUCUGCAGGAUGUGGUCGUGCACAAGAAGAUGCGUCCAGUCAUGAAGGACUGCUGGCUCAAACAUCCUGGUCUGAGCCAGAUGUGCGAGACCAUCGAAGAAUGCUGGGACCACGACGCAGAGGCGCGACUGUCCGCCGGCUGCGUCGAGGAGCGCAUCGGCCAGAUCUCCAGGACGAUCAGCAGCACUACCUCAGACGGCCCCGUCUCCAUAGUGACGUCUCUCACCAACGAGGACCUACCUCCCAAAGAGUCCAGCACCUGAAUGGGUGACACCAACAUCCCUCACACGAGCUCCUGACUUUUAAUUUCUUUCAAAUCCAAACUCAGCGGAUGUCCGUGAAUAUUUAAAAGCAUAAAAACGACAACAAUGAGCAACUUGGAUGCAGCUGAUAUUUAAUCCCAAUACCGGUAUUUUUUUUAUUUUGUGUGUUUUAAGUCUGAUUUUACUAACACAUCCAUCUGCUGUAGUAAUAAGUUAUUGGAUGGGCACAUCUGAUAACACCCAUGUGUCAAAUCCUAAAUGUUGUCAUUACCUCAUGUAUUUCUUUUGGUGUUAGUCUAUUUUUAUUACCUCAUACGUUUGCCGUUUUCCUGUCUCGGUCAUGAUCGUCUGCGGCCAAAUGAAACGAACCUUCUUGCUCCAAACCUUGGACAACGUGCUGCACACCUCGGAGGAACCAUUUUGAGACUGUUAGACGAAAUAUAUUCAUCUUCCUCAGGGGUCGAAGCUUCUCGAUUUUUUUUCAAAACUUCGAGUGUGCUCCCUUAUUUUAAACCUGUGAAUGCCUCAGAAUGAAAUGAGAAAAGGAGACGGGAAGCGGGGCACAGCUGUGUUCUCGUAAGGACGGAGCUGGAAUGGGAGCUGAGCAGUUGUUAUCGGACGUUGUGGACUUUUUUUGGAAGAUUUGGGACAUGUCUCUUGUCCCCGGGGAACUACCUCUCAGGUAUCCAUUAGGCUUCUUUGGAACAUUUUCUCUAUGAUGAGAGCCAAGCUAUCCAGCUAGCUACCAUGGACAUAUUCCUGGAUUUGUAUUUGUUUUUAAUUGUAGAAAAGCAGAGUUACUCCUUUUGCCAGUGCCAGGGGCAUUGACAGAUGCUGUCUGGAGUUGCGAUGUUACACAUUCUUGAUUUUAAACUGUGUGUGUGUGUGUGUGUGUGUGUGUGUGUGUGUGUGUGUGUGUGUGUGUGUGUGUGUGUGU
Molecule: messenger RNA, 3172 nt
Organism: Notolabrus celidotus (New Zealand spotty)
Lineage: Eukaryota; Metazoa; Chordata; Actinopteri; Labriformes; Labridae
Product: activin receptor type-2B-like
Exons: 11
Coding region: 691-2235 (514 amino acids)
Biological process (GO): activin receptor signaling pathway; cellular response to growth factor stimulus; protein phosphorylation
Cellular component (GO): plasma membrane; activin receptor complex
Molecular function (GO): activin binding; ATP binding; activin receptor activity
Source: RefSeq, a predicted model, not a curated record